GACCAACAGUAACACCAAGGGCAGGUGGGCAGGCCUCAGUCCUCCUCCCCCACCCCAGGGCCCACUGCAGCCUCAGCCCAGGAGCCACCAGAUCUCCCAACACCAUGGUCCGAUACUGCGUGAGGAGCCUGAGCGAACGCUUGCACGAGGUGUACGGGCAGCAGUUGCAUGGGCAAGACCAAGGACACCACGGCCAAGAGGAGCAAGGGCUGAGCCCGGAGCACGUCGAGGUCUACGAGAGGACCCACGGCCAUUCUCACUAUAGGCGCAGGAACUGCUCUCGAAGGAGGCUGCACCGGAUCCACAGACGGCGGCAUCGCUCCUGCAGAAGGCGCAGAAGACGCUCCUGCAGGCAGCGGAGGAGGCAUCGCACAGGUCUGCCUGCGCCCCGGCCUUGCUCUGCAUGUCCCUGACCACCCCAGGCUGCAGAACCAGGAGGAGAAGAUGCAGAAGGCACUAAGCUUCCUGCACCCCUCACCCCCAGCUGGAAAUUAAGAAAAAGUCGCCCGAAACACCAAGUGAGGCCAUAGCAAUUCUCCUACAUCAAAUGCUCAAGCCCCCAGCUGGAAGUUAAGACAAAGUCACCUGCCCAAGAAACACCGAGUGAGGCCAUAGCAACUCCCCUACAUCAAAUGCUCAAACCUUGAGUUGCCGCUGAGAAGCCCACAAGAUCUGAGUGAAAUGAGCAAAAGUCACCUGCCCAAUAAAGCUUGACAAGACA
This is a messenger RNA of Nomascus leucogenys (northern white-cheeked gibbon), 721 nucleotides long. RefSeq names its product protamine 2 (gene PRM2). The transcript is spliced from 2 exons. The coding region runs from base 105 to 413 and encodes 102 amino acids. The record is from RefSeq and is a predicted model, not a curated record. Gene Ontology annotation, biological process: chromosome organization; nucleus organization; spermatid development. Lineage: Eukaryota; Metazoa; Chordata; Mammalia; Primates; Hylobatidae. Gene Ontology annotation, molecular function: DNA binding. Gene Ontology annotation, cellular component: nucleus.